Molecule: messenger RNA, 1850 nt
Organism: Coffea eugenioides
Lineage: Eukaryota; Viridiplantae; Streptophyta; Magnoliopsida; Gentianales; Rubiaceae
Product: geraniol 8-hydroxylase-like
Exons: 2
Coding region: 117-1721 (534 amino acids)
Molecular function (GO): iron ion binding; heme binding; monooxygenase activity
Source: RefSeq, a predicted model, not a curated record
GCGGUGGGCUAACAAAAUUCAGAUACGUAAUAAGCUACUUCCUCCUAUAUCUUUACACUAAUAGCCAAGAAGAAUCUGGUCCUUCUUGAAUACUCACCGUUUUCUUCACUCAGCUCAUGGAUAUUCUCAAUAUGAUUAUGCACACAAUUCUUGCAAAAUGUGCAUGGUGGCUUGAAAACAGCAACAAAAGAGACAUGCUUGUUCAAGCAGCUCUUACUGUCUCAAUUGCGACAAUAUUCCUUUUCUGGUGUAUGGUGGCGUUCAUCAAGUCCAGGAGGGGAAAGGUCUUAUUACCACCAGGGCCUCGCGGCUUGCCAGUUGUUGGGUACUUGCCAUUUCUCGGCACCAACUUGCACACUGAGUUUGCGGAGUUGGCUCAUCAUUAUGGUCCAAUCUUCAAGCUGCAGCUUGGAAACAAACUAUGCGUUGUACUUAGCUCACCACCUCUCAUCAGGGAGAUAACGCGAGACCAAGACAUUGUUUUUGCUAAUCGUGACCCUCCACUUGCUGGAGUGGCAGCAACUUAUGGCGGACUUGACAUUGUUUGGUCCCCCUACGGCUCCUACUGGCGUAAUAUGAGAAAGAUGUUCGUGCGAGAGAUGCUGAGUGGACGCAACCUUGAUGCUUGUUACGAUCUUAGAAAAUCUGAAGUAAGGAAGGCAGUCGAAUACGUUAGCACAAAGGUUGGAACAGUGGUAGACAUUGGUGAAUUGAUUUUCCUAACAGAGAUAAAGGUUAUUAUGAGCAUGCUUUGGGGAGGUACACUUGAUGCGGAAAAACAAAGCAAAGUUGGAGCCGAGUUCAAGGGUGUGGUUGAACAAAUUGUGGGAACGUUUUCAAAACCAAAUAUAUCUGAUUUCUUCCCUAUCCUUGCCAGGUUUGACAUACAGGGCAUAGAGAAACAAGUGAAGGUUCUUCUAAAAAAAGUUGAUGAAAUUGUGGAUGCUGUCAUAGAUGAGAGGAUCAAGAUGGUCCCUAACAACGUGCAGGAUCCAAUCAGGAAUGAGGCGGAAAAAGACUUCAUCCAGAUCCUACUCGAGCUGGUGAAUGAGGGAGAAAAGAUCACUUUGACACAAGUAAAAGCCAUUGUGAUGGAUAUUAUGGUUGGCGGUACAGACACUACAGCCACCAUGGCCGAGUGGGUGAUGACGGAGGUUUUGCACAACAGAGAGAUAAUGGAAAAGGUCCAGAAAGAAUUGGAAGAUGUUAUAGGGAUCAACAACACUGUUGAAGAGAUACAUCUCCCCAAGCUACGGUAUUUGGAUGCGGUAGUAAAGAAAACUUUUCGCUUACACCCUGCAUUACCUCUCCUCGUCCCAAAGCGUCCAAGCCAAUCUUGCACGGUUGGGGGUUUCACCAUACCGAAGGAUACUAGGGUCUUUGUAAACGCCUGGCAAAUACAUAGGGAUCCUGAGCUCUGGGAUAAUCCAUUAGAGUUCAAGCCAGAAAGGAUUCUGGCUACACCUAGCAAAUGGGAUUACAGUGGCAACAAUUUUCAGUAUAUUCCAUUUGGAUCAGGGAGAAGGAUAUGUGCAGGCAUUCCUUUAGCAGAGAAAAUGCUGAUGUACAUCGUGGCUUCACUCUUGCACUCAUAUGAUUGGAAAUCAACCAAAAGCAAAGAGGCAGACCUUUCAGAGAAAUUCGGGAUUGUCAUGAGGAAAAGCACACCAUUAUUAGCGAUUCCUACCAAGAAACUGGAUAAAUCUGGUGUGCCUGCAUGACAGAGCAGAUCAGCCACCUCAACAUAAUUGCUGUUGGAUAUGAUGUUAAAUAAAUUCUCCUUUUUACUGCAUUGAAGCUUUUAUUAUCUCGUUAUAACAUUGCUGAAUGAUAUAUAUUCCAUUUUUCUA